Messenger RNA from Onychostoma macrolepis, 1321 nucleotides. It is a transcript of the gene lims2, whose product is annotated as LIM and senescent cell antigen-like domains 2. The coding region runs from base 80 to 1180 and encodes 366 amino acids. Gene Ontology annotation, cellular component: cell-cell junction; cytoplasm; focal adhesion. Gene Ontology annotation, biological process: positive regulation of integrin-mediated signaling pathway; positive regulation of substrate adhesion-dependent cell spreading; cell-cell adhesion. The transcript has 11 exons. NCBI's taxonomy places the organism in Eukaryota, Metazoa, Chordata, Actinopteri, Cypriniformes, Cyprinidae. The record is from RefSeq and is a predicted model, not a curated record.
UCAGUCUAUUCUUGACUCUGAGUCGGUCACAGCCGCAGCUCACACACUCGAGGCUGACCAGUUCGCUUCUGUGGUCAUCAUGGAAGAAGACAGCAUCAACGGACUCCAGGACGCAGAGAUUCCCAAACGCAGCGAUGUCAAAGUCUACAAGGAGUUCUGUGAUUUCUACGUGCGCUUCAACAUGACGAAUGCGUUGACCAAUGCCAUCUGUGAGCGCUGCAAGGCCAGCUUCACUCCAACGGAGAAGAUCGUGAACAGUAAUGGUGAGCUGUAUCAUGAGCAGUGCUUCGUCUGUGCGCAGUGCUUCCAGCAGUUCCUCGAGGGGCUCUUCUAUGAGUUUGAAGGCAGAAAAUACUGUGAGCAUGACUUCCAGAUGCUGUUUGCUCCGUGCUGUUACCAGUGUGGCGAGUUCAUCAUUGGCCGUGUGAUAAAGGCCAUGAACAGCAGCUGGCACCCUGACUGUUUCUGCUGCGAUCUGUGCCAGGCUGUGCUCGCUGACGUCGGCUUCGUGAAGAACGCAGGCAGACACCUGUGCCGUCCGUGUCAUAACCGUGAGAAGGCUCACAGUCUGGGGAAGUACAUCUGUCAGAAAUGUCAAGCCAUCGUUGAUGACAUCCCGCUGAUUUUCAAGAAUGACCCGUACCAUCCUGACCACUUCAACUGCAAUAACUGCGGUAAGGAGCUGACGGCCGAAGCCAGGGAGCUGAGGGGUGAGCUGUACUGUCUGCCGUGUCACGAUAAGCUGGGCGUGCCGAUCUGCGGCGCCUGCAGGAGACCCAUCGAGGGCCGCGUGGUCAAUGCCAUGGGCAAACAGUGGCACGUGGAGCAUUUCGUGUGUGCUAAAUGUGAGAAACCGUUUCUUGGUCAUCGGCAUUAUGAGCGCAAGGGCCUGGCAUACUGUGAGAAUCACUACAACCAGCUCUUUGGAGAAGUCUGUUACCACUGCAACCGUGUCAUCGAGGGAGAUGUGGUGUCUGCGCUGAAUAAGGCCUGGUGUGUCAAAUGCUUCGGCUGCUCCACGUGCCACUCCAAGCUGACCCUCAAGGAUAAGUUUGUGGAGAUGGAUCUGAAGCCUGUGUGUAAGCACUGCUACGAGCGCGUGCCGGACGAGCUCAAGAGACGCCUGUCCAAACAAGACUCCAAAGACAUGAAGAAGAAGAAAAUGCCCAUCUGUCUGUGACAUCUCUCUGUUUCUGCGAUCUGCUGAGAUCUCCUGCAGCUGAACACCAGACGUCCAGCUCCUCACCGCUUCAUCUCGACUGCUCAGAUCUGUGUUAGCUGAACAAUAGAAGGGUUCACAAAUAAAGGAAUGCAGAGUUUU